CGCCGUAAGGGGAAGUGUCGUCAGUCCCCGUAAACAUAACUACUUUUUUCGCAGUUCCACACAGUUUUGUUUUAAAAGUUUCAAAGGAAGUUAUGUGCGUGAGUCUCUCGUCCUUAUAGACUCUUGAAGGAUACGUGACUGGUCUCCACUGUGUAGUUUGUACAGUUUAUACGUUUAAUUGUGUUUAUUUUUUGUUAUUGUUAAGUUUUUUGUUUGGUGCAUCUCGCCGGUCCGGAGACCGGCGGUCCCACGGAGGCAUCAAGCCUGGACGCACAAUUAAAGGACCACAAAGGACGAAGCCUUUAGGGCGUGUAGUUGUGGUGGUGUCGGCGAGCGGUCGCCGCCCCAACCGUCAAGCUGGCAGCGAGCGCGCUGAGCAUGAACCCGCACUACCACGGGUACGGGGAGCUGAGCUCGCCGCACCCGCCCUCGCCCGAGGCCGCCUUCGCCGCCAACGGGCACGACUAUCCGCACAACAACAACAACCCCGCGCUCAAGGAGUGCGCCGGCUGCGGCGGCAAGAUCGUCGAGCGUUUCCUGUUGCACGCGCUCGACCGGUACUGGCACCACGGCUGCCUCAAGUGCACAUGCUGCGGACAGGCGCUUGCGGACAUGGGUCGCUCCUUCUACUUCAAAGGCGGCAUGAUACUAUGCAAAAACGACUACACAAGAAUGUUCGGGUCGAGCGGCGCGUGCGCGGCGUGCGGCCAGGCCAUCCCCGCCAGCGAGUUCGUGAUGCGGACCAGCGCACCGCAGCAGCCGCUACACGUCUUCCACAUAAAGUGCUUCGCGUGUUCCAAGUGCGGCUCACACCUCAUGCAGGGCGACAGGUACUACAUGCUGGCGGGUUCACUGGUGUGCGAGCAGGACUGGCAGAAGCUGAUGAAAAGCGCGAACGCAGCGCCCGGUCCUGGCGCGCCCCUGCGCAAGGGCAAGGUGGGGCGGCCGCGCCGCUCGCGAGAAUGAGUACACACACACUCGCAGCGGGACUAUGAACAGAUGAUGGCUUGUUCGUACUUGAGUGCGGCGGGCGCGAAGCCGGCGACAGCUGGCGCGAGCGGCGCGGGUGUUGCGGGCUGCUGGACGCCGCCCAACUACACCUGCCUGCCAGAGCCGGACUCACUGCCCGGGAACACACAGCCGCCAUGCCCUCAACCGUGUCCCCAGGCGCACACCACUAGCGACUAUUGUGCAUUGGGAGCACCGCGCCAUGAGCCAGCACUCGACCUCACGACCAACUCCUCAUCUGUUAAGCCCCGCGUCCCCUCGCCCACGGGGGACACAGAGUGAAAGUGUUGUGACAAAAGACAAUUGGACUUAACACGGCCAACAUGAAAUUAUUACUAAAAGUACUGCUUUUAUCUCAUUAACAGUAUGAUUAGUAACAAUUCUUAUAACGCCAGUGUAUUAUUAAGUUAUAUUUCAGUACUACGUCAACACGGUCGUUGCCGCGCUCAUUACAUUAUCAGAUUUAUAAACAGUACAAUCGUGCACAAAUCUCCGUGUAACGAUUGUGUUGGCGACUGUACUCUUUACAUAUUUAAUUUCGGUUGUGAAAAUGGCAAUUUAUGUAAAACUUACUCGCUGUGUAAAUUUCUAUUGAAAUGUGUAACUUAGCGUUGUUCGGAAUUAGAUGUGUUAAACACAAAGCGUGUUGUUUCUAUAAUAAAAGUGAUAUUGUAGAUGUGAGUGAACAAAGGCAUAUCCUACGUAAUAAUGUUACAAUUUAAAGGCACUCACUCAAUGAUUUAUAUGUAAAGGAUCAACAGAUGGAUACAUCAGUGUACUUAAUGCAUAUUAAGACCUAAAUAAAUUGUAUGCGCUUAUGAUGUGAGCUAAAUUAAACGCAAUAAACAUCGAACAAAGAACUUUUUAAUAUUGUCGUGUUAUGUUAGUUAAAAAUAAUAUACAAAUCACAGACUACUAUUAUUAGUAUUUCAAUAAGUUGUGAUGGAAUUUAUUGGUAUUUUUUAUUUAUUAUCUUUGAUAUUACGUUGUGGAAUUAUUGUCUAUUGUGUAUGUAAAAUCAUAGACAAUUUCGUCAUUGUUUUGUUCUUGCCAGCCAGUAGUAUGUCGGUGCAUAAUGUUAACAUGCACAUCUCUGUGAUUUGUAAUCUUGCGUGUAAAUAAAAUCUCGAAUAAAUUUGUUAUUUCGUUUAUAAUGACGCGCUGUUACUUAAACUUCUAAUAGCUACUUUAUUAUUAAUCAUUGAAACUGUAAAUAUUAGUAUAAACGAAUUUAGAUAAUAAGUAGACACAUGUCGUACCUAAAAGUUUAGGCGCGAACUUCGUAGCAAUAAUUAUGGAUGCCAACGUUGAAGUUUGAAUUCAUGUAACCGCGCCUUGUGUAUAUAUUGAAUGAUAAAACUUUACCAUCAACUUAAACUAGACUCGUUUGAAUCAAUUAUAUAAACAGUUAGUGUAAGUUAUCAUAAACGCUGACAUUCCUUCUUGUUAUAAAAUUUAAAAUAUUAACAUUUACCCGCGAAACGGAAACUUCGCCUCAUUUAGGUAUCCGCAGAACACAGCUAAAUAAUUUAAUCUGUAUUUGAUUAUUACUUAUCGAAGUACUUCAUAAUGUUAGCGUUUAGAAUCUUGCCAUCUUAUUUUACUCAUUAUAUUGCACUACUUUGAGAGAUGUACAUUUUAUAAAGCCUUGUAUCUGCAAUGUUUUGUUCUAUUUGUAAAACAUACUGAAUGCUCUCUCAAGGAUGUAGCAAUCUGUUUAGUGAAAACAGUUAUGGUGUUACCAGUACUUACACAAAGAACGAUAUUGCAACUAUACUUAGCCUAAGGAAUAUGGCGACAGGAAGAGAUAUUAAAUUUUGU
Papilio xuthus (Asian swallowtail) is the source of this 2829-nucleotide messenger RNA. Its product is annotated as LIM domain transcription factor LMO4. The transcript is spliced from 5 exons. Bases 379 to 966 code for a protein of 195 amino acids. The record is from RefSeq and is a predicted model, not a curated record. Lineage: Eukaryota; Metazoa; Arthropoda; Insecta; Lepidoptera; Papilionidae.